This is a messenger RNA of Adelges cooleyi (spruce gall adelgid), 674 nucleotides long. RefSeq lists its product as uncharacterized. The record is from RefSeq and is a predicted model, not a curated record. The transcript has 3 exons. Bases 135 to 494 code for a protein of 119 amino acids. NCBI's taxonomy places the organism in Eukaryota, Metazoa, Arthropoda, Insecta, Hemiptera, Adelgidae.
UAUCAUUUUCAUUGUAAUUAAAUUGGUAAUAAUCUUCUGCGAAAAAGUUCAUAAUAAACGUAGUGCCUAAUGAGCAAAUAUUAUUCCAUGCCAGGAAUUCAUUAUUGUACAAAGAAGUCAGGAAGUUCCUCAAUAUGGUUGUGGUGCAGACGGUUUUUGCCUUUAUGGUAGUAUUUUCAUUGAGCCAUAUGAUUCAUUGUCCUGUAAAAUCAUCACCGGUACAAAGCCCAAAAUCUAUUACAGAUCCGGCCGUCCCGACAAAAAAAAUUGCUGCCAGAGCUACUGUUGGUGGAGGCGACAAAGUUAUAGCAAAACGAAAUACACGAGCGCUUGAUCUAAACUUGAUAAAAUUAUAUUUUACUGUCCCCUACACGCUUAUGAUUUAUGGACUGAAAAAUUACUGGGGAAACACAAAACAUUCAAUACGAAAGUUUGCAUCGCGUUUCUGCAGGAAGAAACCUGAAAGCGAAGAUGACUAUGAAGAUAAUUAUUAACUAUUUAUUCUGACAUAAUAUCAUUACAGUUAAAUAAAAUAUGAAAAUAGUUACAAAGUUAAUUUAUACUGGAAUAAAAUAUGUAAAACUUUUUUAAUAAUAAAAUUACUCAGCUUCGUACCAUAUAUCAACGGUAUUAUUUUUGUACUUAGAUAUUAUAUCUAACACGUGUAAAUGAAC